Molecule: messenger RNA, 527 nt
Organism: Cheilinus undulatus (humphead wrasse)
Lineage: Eukaryota; Metazoa; Chordata; Actinopteri; Labriformes; Labridae
Product: prolyl-tRNA synthetase associated domain-containing protein 1-like
Exons: 4
Coding region: 1-510 (169 amino acids)
Molecular function (GO): aminoacyl-tRNA deacylase activity
Source: RefSeq, a predicted model, not a curated record
AUGUCAGGAGAGCUGCGGUCAGAGCUGGAGAAAUAUCUGGAGACUCUAAACAUCCAGACGAGCUGCGUGGAGCACCCACCGGUAUUCACGGUGGAGGAGAUGAUGCCUCACCUGCAGGAAGUGAACGGAGCUGUCACUAAGAACCUUUUCCUGAAGGACAAGAAGAAGAAAGGUCUGUGGCUGGUGUCUGCUCGCUACGACCACCAGGUGAACCUCAACGACCUUGCCAAGAAGCUCGGUGUGGGCAGUGGCAAUCUGCGCUUUGCAGAUGAGGCGAUCAUGUUGGAGAAACUCAAGGUUGGUCAGGGCUGUGCAACGGCUCUCUCUCUGCUCUUUGAUAAGGAUCAGAGCGUGAAGUUUGUCCUGGACCGAGACUUGGUGGAGGGAGGUCACCAGAUGGUUUACUUUCACCCCAUGACCAACGCUGCCACCAUGGGGCUCCGACCAGACGACCUGCUGCGCUUCCUCAAGGAGACAGGACAUGAGCCGGUGCUGGAGAGCUUUGAGUAGAGAGGACCGCAGACUGG